Molecule: messenger RNA, 856 nt
Organism: Thermothielavioides terrestris NRRL 8126
Lineage: Eukaryota; Fungi; Ascomycota; Sordariomycetes; Sordariales; Chaetomiaceae
Exons: 5
Coding region: 149-667 (172 amino acids)
Cellular component (GO): signal peptidase complex; membrane
Molecular function (GO): serine-type endopeptidase activity
Source: RefSeq, a predicted model, not a curated record
UGUGUCCAUUCGAGCUGCAGCUGCCACUGCCCAUCCAGGAACAACAGAACAGCUCUCAAGAAGUCGUAGGCGCACGACUCUGCAGCAACUUCAUAUGAGCCCAUCAGCUUGCGCGGCAGCCCAAUAGCGACCGUGCGCAUCUUCCAAGAUGCUGUCCAGCUUGCAGAACCCGCGGCAAGCUGCCGCGCAGCUCCUGAAUUUCGGCCUGAUCUUGUCGACCGCGUUCAUGACGUGGAAAGGCCUCUCAGUCAUCGCCGACUCGCCGUCGCCGAUCGUCGUCGUCCUCUCCGGGAGCAUGGAGCCCGCCUUCCAGCGCGGCGACCUGCUCGUGCUCUGGAACCGCAACCUCUUCUCCGAGACCAACGUGGGCGAGGUUGUUGUCUACAACGUAAAGGGCAAAGACAUACCGAUCGUGCACCGCAUAGUCAGGAAAUUUGGCACUGGGCCGGAUGCGAAGCUGCUGACCAAGGGAGACAACAAUGCGGCCGACGAUACGGAACUUUACGCGCGCGGUCAAGAUUAUCUGACUAGGAAAGAUAUUGUUGGGAGCGUUGUCGCGUAUAUCCCCUUCGUCGGUUACGUGACCAUCAUGCUCUCCGAGCACCCGUGGCUCAAGACCGUCAUGCUGGGCUUGAUGGGUCUGAUGGUGGUCAUGCAGCGAGAAUAGCACGAUGCAAUGCCAUACGUUCAGGGUUUCUUGCCGUGUGCGUGAGAAAGGACAGUCUCUUCUGCCGUCGUGGCCCGUUCACCGUGCUGUGUAAUGGGGGCGUCGCAUCGACCAUGCAAAGAACUUGUGUCAGUGGGACGAUUGCCUGGUCGGCCGAAACGGCCACUCCUUCGAAAAACUCUGCCGUUU